AUGUACACGAGCGAUCAGCUCACCUAUCCCGCGUACGUUUAUCGUCUACCGGGACAAGUGACACUCUGCUCCACGACCAAGCACCUGAUUGCCGUGCUGGACCAACAAAACCUCUCCAUUCUGAUGCGUCAUUAUGCACAUUCCAAUCCGAUUGGUCGACUCAAUGAGCAGUCCAGUUUUCUUAGCUCCAUGAAUUUGCACGGUAAACUGGAUGGAGAAGUACUUCAGUUGUUCCCACUAACCUGGCCACAAAAAGGAAGCGAACUGUGGAGUCUAAGACAAACUGUUCGAGAUGUGUUGUACAGCAUUUAUCCGAGCUGGUCACAACAAUCGCACAGUUCAUUCAAAACAACAGUACAUAUGGAAUCCAUUUUACUGGCACUCAGAAGUCAAAGUGUCUCUUGGUCCAGUCUAUCCGAACUGGAAGACCGUCUGCUUAGGAUGGCUGGUCUGUUCAUGUUGCACAACCAAUUCGAUUCGGAGCUCCGUGUCCCGUACAGUGACUUAAAUCCGGAUCAGCCUUCUGCGGGAUCGCUUCCGCUCUGGGUCUUGAUCACCAGCAAAGCGAUCUAUUUGACUCACUUCAACAUAAUGCUGGAAGACUGGAUUCUGCAAUUACUAACCGAUAAACAAUACGAUCAAGCUUGGCAUGUUUGUGUUGGUUUGCAUUUGAACAGUGUUCAACUGUUUGCAAAAUCUGCUUGUCAAGCAAUCUCCGACAAACAAGGUCUGACUCGCCAGAUCCCACAGCACAUGCAGGUUCGGGUGCUUUCGUCUGCUCAAACAGUGCAACAAACACAUCAACUUUGUCUGGACAAUAUGUGUAUCUGGCCAGGUGCACGUAUGUCCUUGGCUGUUGGUUUACACAGCGAUCUGAGGACGAAUUGCACACUAUGGUCCAUUCGUAAUGGACACGACGUGGAUUCAGUCAGAAUUUUGAAUAUAACCAUCCUACGUCUAUUCGCCCGGUUACUGGGCCCCAACACUGAGUGUUUAUGUCUGGCCAACAAUUCUAGUCUGUGGCAAAAUAUUCAGAAGCUCGGAUUCCAAAAACAAUUCUUGAAAUUUCUAUCCAAAGCUUCCAUCAUCCCACCUUCGAUGGCAAUAGACAUACUACUGGAAAAAGAAGCAUUGAAUGAAGCCAUUUUCUUCUCCAUGGGGUGUAUUUCACGAACCGGAACCAUUUGGUACUGGAAUUCUCUCGAAAUCGAGAAUAACAAUGUGCCUACAGAACAUUGUGAAUACACUUAUGCAGAUGCCAAAGUUCAUCUUUUGGAUACCAGUGAGAUUCUACUUCAAGGCAGUCAUCCGAUCAAGUUCACUAUAUGGUUUGGAGCCAUCAAAGAACUGGAACUUCCUCCAACAGUUCUUCACGGUGCCCUACAGCUGGUAAUGCAAGCUUUCUUCCAUUUUUUGGCGUACAUACGAACAAAUAAGAACGAGUCCAGUGGAUUUAUUGAAACGGAUAAGUUCAUAAACAUAUUUGAUAUUUACGCUGACCGAAUUGCGCUACACGAACCGAAAAAGGCUCUGAUAGUUGCCCAUAUGAUGCUUCACUACUUACGUGAUCAGCAUUUGUCUCCAGUGCUUGUCUUGCCCACAUUUGCAAAACAUCCGCAGCUGUAUGCUCGAUUCCUGCUCCAACAACUGUCUGACGACUUAGUGAAGAUGCCCAAUUCUUUCGACUUGGCUCGUAUCCUUCGUGCCGCCCUCGUGCCGACGGAUAGGAGCGAAUUGAACUCCACCUGUUUCAGACCAAUCCACUUGGAUCCAACGAAUGUGAACACACAUAGUUCGUCAUCGAACUCCGAAGACGAAAAUUUUGUGAUAUUUUCUCAAUGCGGGCAUCGACUCUCCGUAGAUCCCAUCCGAGGGCCUCGAGUGGACCAAGCAGUUUGGGAUGGAUUUGCUGCCCUUGGUCUGAACCGGACGGCCGAAUUGAUGAAACGUAUGCUGACUUGGUCUCCGAUUGUACCAACCUGCCCGAUUUGCCUGUUUCAAAAUAAAGGAUUUUGA
Molecule: messenger RNA, 2016 nt
Organism: Echinostoma caproni
Lineage: Eukaryota; Metazoa; Platyhelminthes; Trematoda; Plagiorchiida; Echinostomatidae
Source: the annotation of a GenBank genome assembly